Messenger RNA from Cuscuta epithymum, 807 nucleotides. NCBI's taxonomy places the organism in Eukaryota, Viridiplantae, Streptophyta, Magnoliopsida, Solanales, Convolvulaceae. The record is from the annotation of a GenBank genome assembly.
CGGCUCAUAGUGAGCACAAAAAGUCUGGGUUACACCUUGGGAUACAUCAUAUAUAAACCUUCUUUUUUACUGCUUUCUUUACCCCUCUUCUCACACAUCUCUCCCAUCCCCAUUCCUCGCGCACAUUUCUUUCUCUCCCACAUCCCUCUUUGUUCGUUCUCUUCUUCCCACCUUUCUCUCUGUUUUUUUAUUUUUUUCUUUCCAGAUAUCAUGGAUGAUUUUCUAGCAUAUUUGAUGGUGGAUGGAGAAGUGACCGGAAACGAUGGAGGUUUGGAAGAUACCCCUUACCUGCGACGGAUGACGGACAACGGAAAUGGAAGAAAUGUGGAAGCUCUGAGCGUCGAAAAUGGCGGAGCUGUGAGCGAAGAAGAUGGGAGUUGCGAUGGAGGACAGAAAUGGUGGAGCUGUGAAUGAGGAAGAUGGUGGUCCGAACAACCCUAGGGACAAAGACUUAGGUGGGACGAGUGGCAGAUCUGUGACACAAGGCGUCAACGAAGUUCCGAUAUUUGACGGCCGAGAUGAUUACAGCUGCGACGAGGAAGAGAAUAACAGGGAGAACAUGAACACAGAUGUUGGAGCACUAGAGAGUGUGGAGUCAUGGUCAUGGCGUUUGCGGAGAAUUUGUUGUUGCAAUUACCAUUAAAAUCAGGUUGUGACUACGCCAACAUGUGGAACAUUAGAUGUCAAUUUGCUAUACCACUUUGGCGUCUGAAGAAGAAACUGGUUGACAUUUAGCUCCUUUUUCACUUGUAAAUAAGUUGGAGAUGAAGUGGGGUAGCGAAUGUUGAAGUUUUAGAUUUGGAUUUG